AUGGACUCGGCCUUCCACUCGCUCUGCGUCCUAGAACAUUUGGAACGACCGCUACACAUCUACCAGUUCGGCAUAGUCUGGUUUAAGGUCGCCCUUUGUAUUAGCUACCUGCGACUCCUCGCCUGCACAAACUGGCGCGUUUACAGGCGCGUUAUCUGGAUUGUAAUCAUUAUUAUGGUGCUCGGCCACACCGCCUUCGCGCUCGGGCUGAUCUUUAUCUGCAAGCCAAUCGAGAAAGCCUGGAAACCCUAUCUCCCAGGUCACUGCCUAAGCGCAGGGCCGAGAAAUGGCGUUAUAUCUGGCGUGUCAAGCUUUACUAUUGCUUCAGACGUUGUGGUGGCUGUUUUGCCGAUACCUAUACUACGGAAGCUCAACAUCAAGAAGAUGCAAAGGUACGGCCUAUGCGCGCUCUUCCUGCUCGGCCUCCUUACGACAGUGUGUUCUAUCUUCCGCUUCGUCCAAAUCUCGCGGACGGCGCUCGGCGACGGCGAUACAACCAUGCUGAUUCUGUGGGGAACUAUUGAGUUCAACAUUGGCAACAUUAUCACCUCCCUCCCCUUCCUCGCCCCCCUCGUCACAAGGGAAGUGCGCCGCCUCCGCAGCAGCAGAGGCUUCGCCCCAACCAGGGAGAUAGAGCGUGAUAGCGGACAAGCCGUGCUGCCCCCACGCGCAAGCGACACCAUCACCACGACUGAACUGAGCGAGCAAAAAAGCGGAAGCCUGAUGAGCGAUCUUGACCAGCCGUCCGAGAAAACCGAGGAACGCAUCAUCAAGACGGUCGGGUACCAGGUCACCUUCCUUAAUGAGGAGGACGACGUAUCAUGCGACUGGUCGCCGGCGUCGAGGGAGUCUAAUGGAGGGUCUGUUUGA
This is a messenger RNA of Coniosporium apollinis CBS 100218, 870 nucleotides long. RefSeq lists its product as uncharacterized. NCBI's taxonomy places the organism in Eukaryota, Fungi, Ascomycota, Dothideomycetes. Bases 1 to 870 code for a protein of 289 amino acids. The record is from RefSeq and is a predicted model, not a curated record. The transcript has 4 exons.